CAGUGUCAUGUCAGUUGUUGUAGGUGUGUGUUUCUCGCUUGCUUUUGCUUCCUUUACUUUGCUUGCUUGAAUGCGCGUCGUCGGUCAAUUGGAAUGUUUAUCUGAAAGAAUAAUUACCGCAUAACUUAUAAAUCGGGUAUACAAACUCCAGUGUUCAGUACAAAUAGAAAUAAACUGCAAAUAUUCACGAUAAACACGGGGAUGUGUACAAAUAUGUGAAAGUGACAGUCGCAAAAAUCGACUUCGUUUUUGUGAUUAUAAUGUUAUUUCGCAUACUUUCAAGUACCGCCAGUUAGAUAGUGCCGCGGAUGUGAAAUGCUACUUUGUAUUUGUAGUAGCUUCGAGGACACUUGAAGCACUAUGUUGGAAGCGGGAUAGGUUGACCAUCAGCUAUAAUGCAAGACGAGUAUUUGGAGACGGGGAAGAGCAGGUUCGAGCGGCGGAAGCCUACGAAGGUGCUGAAGAUAGCGGAGAGUUUUACGAACUUGGAUGAGAACGCUAAGGCCGGGAGGUUCGUAAGGGGGCCUCACUCGAAGGUGGGGCGUCGCUUCCAGGAGAACGGUGGAGGACGGGACAGGACGAAGCGUGCGGUGUGUUGUGAUGAUGAGUGUGAUAAGGAGUCGAGUGUCAGUGAGGGGGAGGGGCAUGGGGAUCGCCGGGUCACGGGCUCCUCGUGCAAGGCUCUUCGGACAGCCGUUGCAGCCCUCUACCCCUUCGAUGACUUUGUGCUGGAGAAGAUUGGCUCUGGAUUCUUCUCUGAAGUUUUCAAAGUGACCCACAAGACUUCAGGCAACGUGAUGGUGCUGAAGAUGAACCAGCAGCGAGCCAACCGACCCAACAUGCUCCGCGAGGUCCAACUUAUGAACAAGCUCAAACACCCCAAUAUACUUGGCUUCAUGGGCGUAUGCGUGCACGAAGGCCAACUGCACGCGUUGACGGAGUACAUGGAGGGGGGGUCGUUGGAACAGCUGAUCCUGGGCCGCAUGGAGGAGCCCCUGCCGCAGCCGCUGCGGGUGACGCUGGCGGCGGACAUGGCCGCCGGGAUGCAGUACCUGCACUCGCUCGGCGUCUUCCAUAGGGAUCUUACUGCUAAGAAUGUAUUGUUAAGGAAAAAUGGAGAAGGAGACUACACGGCGGUGGUGGCGGAUUUCGGCCUGGCCGCUAAAAUACCUCAUCCUGUCAACGGCUACCGCCUCCCGAGCGUGGGGUCGCCGUGGUGGAUGUCACCCGAGUGCCUGCGCGGGCGCUGGUACGACCACCGCUCCGACAUCUUCUCCUACGGCAUCAUACUCUGUCAGUUGAUCGCCAGGGUGGACGCCGACCCGGACGUGCUGCCUCGCACGGACAACUUCGGCCUCAACUACAUGGCGUUUGUGGAGCUGUGCGAUGAGCACACGGUGCCAGACUUGCUGCGGCUCGCGUUCAACUGCUGCAUUUACGAGCCGAAGGCGCGGCCGCUAUUCCCCGAGAUAGUGGAGAAGCUCGCCGAGGUGAAAGAGACGCUGGACGACGCUGCCUGGCGUUGCCACACGCCCAACACCGCUGAGAGUGAGGAAGCGGACUCGUCAGGUCCGCGAUCGUGCCCCGGGCUAUACGCGUGGCGGCGCCCGCAGCGGUACAAGUCUGAGGGCAGCCCCCGACUACAGCAUUACCAUGAUCAUUUGCAGCACCGGCGCUCGCUGUCGGAGCUGGAGUGGUGCGAGGCGGGCGCGGGCGCAGGCGCGGGCCCACGGCGCGAGGCGGGCCCGCGCGCGCCGCACCGCUCGGCGUCGGCGCUGGCGGGCGUGCGCGCGCGGCCCGCGCCGCCGCGGCUGGCGCGCCUGCACCGGCUGGCGCACAUCAUGCUGCUGCGGGACGCGCACGCCGCGCCCACGGCGCCGCGCCCGCUGCACACGUUCCGCGGCGUCAAGAAGAUCCUCGAGCCCGCCACCGAGCGCGCCGGCGGGUUCUCGUCGUGCGUGGAGCUGCCCUCGCCGCUGGUGCGCGUGGACGCCGAGCCGCCGCUGUCGGACGACGAGCCGCGCUGCGCCUCGCUGCCCUCGUCCCCCGGCCUCAGCCGCCGCGGCUCGCUCGAGCGCGUCGAGCCCCCGCCCCCGCCCCCGCCGAAGGCUGGCCCCGUCACCAUCCAGAAGAGCAACUCGAGCGUCGAGCUCCGCCGCCGCGGCUCCUGCGAGAGUGGCAUCUUCUCUGUCGCGAACGAGGACUUCUGCCCGCAGCACCCGGGCGCCGAGUGCUUCUACGGCGCGAUGUGCCCCUGCUCACUGAUGGGCUGCCACCGCUGCUGGUGGUGGCGACGCGACCAGUCGGACGAGUCCCGCGACGAGGCCCACGACGAGUUCGAGGAGGCCCGCGACGCCGGGCUGGAGGAAGAGUGCCGGCCGCGGGUACGCAUGUGCUCGGACUGCCUGCUCAUCUACGACCGCAUCUUCAACGCGCGCUCCUACCGCCAGCUGCCGCGGCCGGCGCCCGGCUCCGCCAACUCCAGCCUCUUCGUGCUCGACGACUCCGCGCUGUCCACCACCACCGUCAGCUCGCUGAGGAGCCUCGACGACCUCGAGGAGACACCCCCGCGGACCGAGGAUACCAACACUGCGAGGAAGACCUUCGAGCACGAGAUAACGUCGCCCUUCCUCUGCGGGAAGCUAGACGCGAGCCGCCCGGACUCGGACGCCUCCGAGACUCCGGAGCCUACUGAGAAAGUGAAGGAGUACCACAUUCUGAACCGGUGUUGUUGUGUCAGUCGCGCCAAGUGUCUCGGCGGGUGUGUCUCGCAUAAGACUUUGGACGAGGACGACUUGUACAUGCUCCAUCGAGGUCCGCUGAUCAACCACUUGCUGAAUUCCACAUACAAGCGCACGUCGAGCGUGUACACGGACAGCUCGGAGGACGUGGCGUCGCUGGCGGGCUCCGACAGCCUGUACUGCGACGACCGCAUCCCGCGCCACGUGCGCUCCGCGCAGAUAUCCAAAAUCGUCGAAUACUUUGAGCGCAAAGGCGCGGACUUCAAGUGCGAACGGACUUUCAAAGGCCACUCUAGGUUUAAGAUGAGCAAUUUCGGGGGGAAAGUCGAGAUGUUACAGUUUGGGAAGAAAGAGGGGGAUAGGAGUGAGAAGGAGUAUUUUGUGGAUGUGAAGCAUAGAGGGGGGACGGGGGCGAGUCGGCUUUCAGAGCUAGUGGGGGAUGACGGGUGUGGGAGGAAGUGUCUCGCGCAGCAAAGACUGAUGAUUUGCGAAGGAGCGGUCAAGUCGAAACUGCCGCUCUUCGACAAGAAGUCAUAACGGUAGGCGGUCCCGGUCGACGGCAAAAUCUCUUUAACAGUCCCUUAAAUUUUAAGAGACUAUAGAGUUGGGCCAAGGCAGCAUGUGAUUAUACAAGGUGUCAGAUGAAGUGGUGCAGUUAGAGAUACGCUGCGCUGAAGUCAAUUGAAAUACUUAGCAAUAGAUUAAUAAUUAUUAUCCAACUUCAAACUUAACCACCUUUUAACAUACAUCACUCCAUUUAACAUCCUGUAAAAACGCGAUUUAAAAUAAACUAAAACGUGUCUUCUCCUUAACUAGACCGAAUCGCAUUUACGAACGCCUUUCGCCCAAAAACUACGUCUAUUAUACAGAUAAUCUGUAACUUAAUUAAAAUUUAAUAACUAAUAAAAACCCACUAAAUUAAGUUCUACAAAAAUAUACACCGAAUAGAGAGACUUUGCAGUCGACUGAUUUUUGUUGGGUAGUUGUGUCAAAUUUACAGUGACUAGUGACUUCCAUAGUUUAAAAGAUAUUUUUAUUCGUAAUAUAAAUACAGGCAAGAGAGCAAUAUCUUUUAUUGGAGACUUCUAGUUUAUUCAUGUUAUACAGUAGUUGCAAGGCUAGUGCCAACGUGUCAAACUAAUUCGUACGCGGGACUUGGAAAAGGUAUCGCUUGAACACGAUAAAAUCCCUCCAUUAAUAAAUAAUACUUUAUUAUUAAACCCCUUUUUAUUAAAAGACUUUUAUUUACAAAUAAAUAAAUAUAUUAUUUUUAUUUCAUAAAUCAGUAAAUAUUGUAGGUGUGCAAUAAUGUAGGUAAAAUAUUAUACCAGUGAUAAAUUAAAAUAUUUUCCAAAGACAUUGUUUUGAACGUUCAAACGGCAGUUUUAAAUAAUUGUGUGUUAUAAACCGGUAAAAAUGAAAAGUACCGGUCUCUAACGAAAAAAUACCGGUUUCUCAAGUCCUGCUCAGUCCAAAAUGUGUAACAAUAUAACGUGGACUGUCGAAAAUACUGACAAUAUAUACUAUGAACAUGAAAGUUAUAGAUUGAAGUUUAUUUUACGACUGAAUUAAAUUAUAAGCAUUUCUUUGGGUUGAGAUUGUAAGGAAUGAUCGUAGAAAUUGUUUAGGAGAUUAGUCAAAUACGGACGGUUAGUCACGGCGGUCGAGUAGUCCUUGUUGGUUAAAUGCUGGCCUAUUCAAGUUUAAAAUAGGGCCUUUUUAGUCGACUUUAGUCUAAAUAUAUAGCAUAUUGUCGUCGAGAUAUUCGUUGGGAUUUUAAUAACAAAAAGGGAGUAUGUUUUCCUUAUUAAUAUAACGAGAUAAAACGUCAUGUAAAUAUAUAUAUUUAGGUUAAUUUCAUUUCAUUAAUAUACUUUUAAUUUAUAUACAGUAUUAUAAUAGUACUUGCCAGUUCAGAUUAUUUUAUCGUAAGUAUGUAAAUAAUUAUGUUUUAAGUUUUAUUACUGUCAUAAUAACAUUUUGUACUUUUCGAAAAUGGCAACGGUUUUUAGUACUGAUCUUAAUAUAAGUAGUUUAGAAAGUAUUUCUUUUUAUAGUAAUUUAAUUGAUAGUUUUCAUUUCUACACGUUUAACUUGACACUUACUCCGUCGGAUAUCACGACAACGUCAAGUGCCAAGUGAUUAAAUCGAGCUACAUAAAACUUUAUAAUAUUUAUUUUACAAGGACAAAGUCGCAGAUUGAGUUAUUUAGAAAAUAGAUUUAUUUCGUAUUUUAUUUGGAAUUGCAUAUUUCUUAUACAUUUGAAAGAUUUCUUAUUCAGUUUUUUGUAUAGCUAACAUGGACUUGAUUCGUCCUUGGAGUAAAUUGUAUAUGUAUAAAAUGUUAUAUUUACACGGAGUGGCGCGAAACUAGUCUUUUUAGGCGCGUUGCUUACACGUCCGUCGUUCGAGUAGGUAUCCGUGAUUUUUUUUAAACAAGUUUGAAUAACUUUAAUUAUGUAUAAUAAGGCACCCGAACCGUCUAAGAUGCGUAACGCCUUUAGACUUCCUUUCCUAUAUAUAAAAUCGAUGUACAAAUACGUGUCAAAUCACACAUUACUUGAAAACGUUAGUUAUUAUCAUGAAAUAGUGUCUCUAUAACACUAGACAUUGGCAGCAAAUCAAGAUGAAACAAAUAUAAGUGUAUAUUUUUAAACAUAAAAUUGUUAAUAUUAAACAACUGAUAAUAUUUCUUUUACGUAUACCUACAACUGAUGAUAAUAACUGAUGUAUAUUCAACAAAAUAUUUAUUAGUAACGAUAUUUUUGUAAAUACAGUAUUACACAUGUAUUUAAUAUUCAUCGUCAUAUAAUAUUUUAUCUUGAUCGCGGUAUAUUGUUAAAGUCAGGGUAUUUGGUGAACGUGUAUAAUAGUGAACGAAUCAAAAUUAUUCCAUUUUUAAAUAUUAUGGUGUGACGGAAAAGGUAAGGACGUUUAUAAAGAAACAUGUUAUUUUACGGUGAACGGAAGGAAACAUGGAAGUAUUAUUGUUGCUCAAAAUUGACGCAACGAAAAUCGUACCUAGCCUUUAUUGCUGUCGUAUAAAAGUAUAAAUAGGCGCGAGCCUGUCACGUACUGGUAUGUCAACUUAUUUCCGAAACGGCGUAAGUACCUAAACACAGACAAAUAGUGUCAUAAUAUCUAUAACUUUGACGUGUUUUUUUUUUAGUGUACUGUUAUUUUUCCACCGUGAGUGUGUUUUGGCGUCAUUAUCAACUGCAGCAAAUGUAAAGAGACUGCUUGCAUGUUUAAUUCCGUUCACUGUUAUUUUAAUACCACAAGACACUGGGCGAGUGAAUAGAUUUUGACGUUUAGCAGAAGCUUAAAAUAAUUAUUUAAAAUGUGGAAUAUUGAUGGUGCAAGAGUAGUUUACAAAUAUCAAAAGCUAAGUAUUUAUUUUAGUUAACCAAUAGACAUAUAUUAAUAGCCUUAUGUGAAAACAGAAUAGGAAUUCGUUGAAAUAUUAGUUAGAACCAUCCCAAAUCAAGGAGUUAGAAAGAAACAACAAACAAAUGUCGUUUUGCUAGAACGGGACGGAGCAUUCCCCUACUACGGAUUUUAACUAUUACUAUAUCUGGCGUUAGUUGAGAUAUUGAUAAACGCCUCAGAUCAAUCUUAGCAUGUUCCUACCUACAACAAGGAUCUUGUAGUACUUCGAUGACAUUGAAGAGGGCGCUAGUGUGCAAUCUCUUCACAUCUGUCAUAAAAUGACGUUUUCUAGGAAGACGGCGUUAGUUCCCAUUUUGGCCGCAAGUUCCCAUUGUCGCUCAUACGUCUUGCGCCUUUCACUCGCCCAGCUCGAAACAACAGUGCCAAACGAGAUAUUAAUAUUUUUUUUACUUCACAAAAGUGUUGGAACAUUUUUUCAACAAAUGUUAUAUCUCCCUGAGCAAUUACUUGUCCGUCCAAUAGGCCGAUGGAUUCGCUAACAGCUAAUUAGAGGCUUAACCGACUGAAAUAAAGCAGCUUUUUGCAUACUUCAUUGUUCAAGGGUGUGUUUUAUAGCUUUUGACGUUUUUUCUUUGUGUCAUAUGGGUAACGUUACAUCAAUAACAUAGGGAAAUUCGCUAGUCUAUCGUUCUGUAAAAUGAAGGCGAAAACUCAAGCGAGUGAGACAAACUUAUACUGGAUUUUUCUAGAAACUUGUUAAUCGCCCAGUGGAACUAGACCCGCGACUCGCGCGAGUUUAUCGUAGCGCCAUCUAUCGACAUAUUUAACUUGUAUUGGUGUAGUCGUAAGUGCAUCAUAUCUAUUUCAAUAGCUCAAACCGUAACACAAAGGCUGAGGGUUCAAGGUUCCUAUUGAAUUCUCGUUACAAUUUUACUAUAAGCGGCCUAUUCGAAUCAUAGAAAUAUACUGAGAAAGAUUCCAACAUGGCGUCUUUCACCGAUAACGUCAAGUGCUUAAAACACCCUCGCAUGUAUUUGCAGCAACUUGUUAGCCUUCAAACAUACAAUUGUGUUUAGUAUAAUGAUACGCUUAAUCUGCACAUGUUAACUAACAAUGUUAAUUUUGUAGGCUAAUGAUCCUGAUUCCUGCAAACACCUCCUAAUUUUAUUUUAACUUAAUUCCGUCGGGUAAUAUAAAAUUUUAGUAGGAUUUUUUUAAUGUCUGCCUAAAAUUGACGUGUGUUCCAGCCUGACGAUUACGCGUCCCUUUCCUUUUCGCCGGAUAAGAAAAUGACAGGUAUAACUUAAAAUAAACUUAGAUGGUGUCUACUGGAAUCAGCAAUGUUAAUAUAAGCCUUAGAACUAGAGUCAUUUAGUUCGUUAUCGAGUAACGAAAGUAUCAUUAACGGCGCGGGAAUAAUACUUAUUGCUAAUUAUAAAAACGGUUAAAUAAAAUUGUAUAAUGCUAAAUGCGUGCUUUCCUCUGCGUAAAGUUUUCAAAUCAUUUGUAAAAUUAAGUGUCUACAGUGCGUUUUACUACAAAUUGAAUUUUGAAUUUGAAAUUGUUACCAUAGAAUAAAGAAUAAUAUCUACUACAUAUAGAAAGGGAACUCCGCCCCGCCCGAUUCGCAUCGGCCGCCGACCUCACCCUCUCUUAGUCUAAAGUAAACCCUUCAGGGGGAUGAGUCUCAGUACCGAUACGGGAGUCCAGUUACGAGUACUAAUAUGUAUUCACUUUGGUACCAUGUCACAUUAACUUUUUUGACAAAUUAAACCCUAAGUCCCAUUAAAUGUCAAAUAUGGUAUUGCGACAGGGUUCUAAAGUGGAUACAUGAUAUUACUUAUGACUGUCCAUUCUAUACGUAGAAACUUUAAUCUAUGGUAUGCAUACAACUUUUAAUAACCGAAUUCAUAAAAAGUCAUAUUAAACGCACUGUAAACAAAGUUACACAUAUUUUUUUGCAAUUUUUGUUGACUAGUUUGUGCAUGUAACUCAAUAAUUAGCUAAAUCACUAUUGCACGCGGAUGUUUCGGUGAUAUUUAUAACUUGUUCUCUACGAAUAAUACGUCCCACUGCUGGGCAUAGGCCUCCCAUUCAACAAGAGGAAGCAUGGAGCAUACUCCUCCACGUUGCUCCAUUACGGGUUCAUAGUACCAAAGGGUAUAUAGCAUUCUCACUCCACCAUUUCUUUUUCGAAUUCGAAUGGCAUUAAUUGGCUGUUUGACACAGCUAGUGAAUGCCAUUCGAGGCAAAAAUAAAUAAUAUGUCAGCGGUUUAAGUGUGAAAACAGUGCCUUUUAUUGAUAACUUAUUUACAAGUGGCAUCUAAAUAUUUAAAAUGAGUAAAAGCAACUAAUGACUAGGCGUGUAGGUAUACCCUGUCGACUGGCCAGGGACGAUGUAGGAAGGUCCCAUUAAGCCCCCGCCACUUAAUGUACCAUAAUUAGAGAGAUAUAUAUUCACAUCUCUCGUCUCUUUCGCGCUAGGCGAUGAACUAUAUAUCUGUCCCUAUAUUAAAUAGGGUUUAGUGGUUGUUUCGUAGAGAGCGAGAUAUAAACAUCUAAUCGACUGGAAUAAAGCUGUUCAUUUUAUGUUAUUUCGUAUGUACAAUGGUACAAAUCUCAUUAUGGAGAGCUCCAAGUGUACCGAGACGUAGGAUUAUUAUACUUAUAUUGUCAAACGUACCUGUUGAACACCAGUUAUGUAUAAUGUGCAAUAGAAUACUUGAAUCACACAAGGCUGCUUCGGAUUCAAUUUUAGUUCAAUGUAUUGAAGAAAUUUUACAUACAAAUCGAACAAUACAAUAGAGAGUUAUUGUAUUAUUUACAUAUAAUAUUAUAUGGUAUUGCAAUAGAGAGCUAUCCACACUAAAGAAAUUAUCAAUUAAAAAAAAUAAAGUUUGAACUCUGCAUUGUUCUGUGGCGAAUUCGGAUAACACAACUUCAUCAUCAGCCGUACGACGCCCACUGCUGGGCAUAGGCCUUCCCCAAGGAUCUCCACGACGAUCGGUCCUGCGCAAGGCGCAUAUCACAACUUACCAUGUUAAUAUCACUGAAAUAAUAACUCAUUUUUUUCGCAAUUUAAAAUUGGACUUUAUGUAAUUAGGUUGAUGCCGCUUUAGUCACGAAUAGUUUUUAUUAUCUGCAAUACAGAGACACUAAUCUUGAACCCGCAGUACGGUGUAACUUUUCUCAAAAUAAAUGGUAACACCAAAAAAUGUUUCAACACUAAAAGCGUCUUGCCGGUAAAAAAAAAACAGUUUUUUUUUAUUCAAGGGUAAAGUUACACCACAAUAAGCAUAUCAGUUUCAGGAUACUUAGAUAACUAGUUAUUUGGAUAAUAAUGUUAGAAUUAAACAAUUUCACUUGCGAGAGGACUCGCUAACACGACAAGAUGCAAUAAUUUGUCUACUAGCAAUUUGGUUUAAACUUGUCAUUGUAAACAGUUAUAUUAUUAACAUUUUUCAACGGAAUGCCUGUCCAUAAUCCGACUGAUAUAUUGAAAGACAAUAUCUACUAAUUCUACGUGUUUCGGACGAAUUCUCAAGAAAGAAGCCCUUUUCUUCUAUCUGGUAGAUUGUGAGGUCGGUGACCGCAGUAUACUAUAAAAAAAUUAACCGUCUGUUGUCCAUCGAAGUCUCUCGCAAGCGAGUCCUGUUAUCAAUAUAAGUUCUUGUAAAUAUUCCUAACGUUCCUUGUUUAAGGCACUAACGAAUAGAAUUUUUUGUUAACGGUUGUGUCUUUACAUACCCAGACUUGUGUUAGAUAAGUGAGCCGGUCGAGGCAGCGAUUAUUUGUAACGAAGGUGGUAUUAAAUAUAUUUUGUUUCAA
This is a messenger RNA of Pectinophora gossypiella (pink bollworm), 9960 nucleotides long. RefSeq lists its product as uncharacterized. The record is from RefSeq and is a predicted model, not a curated record. Bases 396 to 3278 code for a protein of 960 amino acids. Gene Ontology annotation, cellular component: cytoplasm; nucleus. Gene Ontology annotation, molecular function: protein serine/threonine kinase activity; ATP binding. Lineage: Eukaryota; Metazoa; Arthropoda; Insecta; Lepidoptera; Gelechiidae. The transcript has 9 exons. Gene Ontology annotation, biological process: protein phosphorylation; actin cytoskeleton organization.